AUGAAGUUUCCACUGCACAGUUUUUUGGUGAUAUUAAUGCCAGUGGACAUUUGGAACUAUUCAUUUUAAACUUUUAAAUACUAGGUAUAUGUGUAUUAUAUAAAAAUGAUAUACACACAGAUAACUCACAAUAAAAGCACUAACAGGGAUUAAGAAAAUUAUACAUUCAGUAAACUGAGGAAUCAUUUUCUUUAAACUGAACUGCACCUUAUACUGAAGGCUUAAUAAAUGGCUCCAUAGCAUUCACAAAUCAAAUCUGUUGGAAGAAAUUCAAUCAAUUGUAUCUGUAGUUUAUGUUUGCACUGCCUGUUAACUUUUCACGUCACUCUCUAUGCAAAAGCUCCUCGUGUAUGAAUUUCAUUCCGCACGCUGUAGCCUCAUUUAAGCUCUGCCCAAUAAAAUAUCACGUCCUGUCUGAAUUUAUAGCGCCAUUGUCUCAGCCUGACAGCGCCUCAUCAUUUCCGCAUUUGGCUGCAGGAAUGGUUAGGAGCAGCACAGCCAUGAAACCAACGCCGUUCUCCGUUUUUAUGUUCGCGAUAAUUACAUUAACGGGAUAUAGUCAGGUUUCUGGAAAAAAUGAAGAAUGUCCUGCAGAGCAGGAGACCUCAUGUGAGAGUCUGCGCACGACUGAGGGAUUCACUUACCCCGUGCCCUUGAACAUCCCAACCGGAGACUGCGAAUAUUCGUGGCAUCUGGUGAAUGGAACAUGUGUUGCUCAUUCAGAUGGGAAAAAGUUAAGACCUGUUGUGGCUAUGACGUCCCAGAAUGUGACAGUAAGCGCCUGCGAGGACCUGCAGUGGCAACUUCACUGUGACGACAUUCAGUUUCACUGUACUAUCAAUUACACAGUUACAGGCCUUGAGAGAACACAAGAUGGCAACCAUAAUGACUAUAUUUCAGCUGGUUUACCUGGAUGGGGUACUGCUUUAAUUGGGACUGUCAUUGGGAUCGGAAUGGUUGUUGGAUUGAUUGCUGUUUGGUUUCAUCAUCGAAACAAGUCAAGAGGUUAUAGAUCUGGAUCUUAACCAAAAUUUAACCAUUAUGCUAUUGCCAUUGCCACUUAUUGUUGCACUUAUCUAUAAUUUUACUGUUUUAAUAGCUUUUAGCAUAUCACAGCUUUAAGACUCUAGUGCUAGUUUGUCUUACCUACUAUGUGCUUAAAUAAAAACAAUAAGUAAAAUGUACUUAUUAUGUUCAUAUUGUAUUGCUAAACACUUGACAUUGAAGUGGGAUAUGGGUAAGGUUAGGGACAGGUUUGGAGGUUUGGGUAGGUUUAAAUGUGGGUCAAGGUGUAAGGGAUGGGUCAACAGUGUAAUUAUAAAUGUAAUAACACAAAUGAAUUACAGAUGUAAUUACAUGCAGGUAUUUUUUUUAAUAUAAGUACCAUGUAAAAACAUGUAUGUAAACAAUACGUGCAUUGUACCAAAUUAUUUAUUUAAAUGUAAAUACAUAGUAGUUAAGGCAACUUAAUAUAUGAUAGGUAAAAACUGAUAGCCUGAAUGAACUGUAAGUCGCUUUGGAUAAAAGCAUCUGCUAAAUGCAUUAAUUUAAUUUAAUAUAAAGUGGGACUAGAUUUUGCACAGUAUGGUAUAUUUGACUUUUUAUAGGACUCAUAAACGUACAUGUAUAAAUAUAUAUAU
Messenger RNA from Carassius gibelio (silver crucian carp), 1640 nucleotides. RefSeq lists its product as uncharacterized. The transcript is spliced from 7 exons. The record is from RefSeq and is a predicted model, not a curated record. Lineage: Eukaryota; Metazoa; Chordata; Actinopteri; Cypriniformes; Cyprinidae. Bases 294 to 1025 code for a protein of 243 amino acids.